GAAAUAGGUUAUCCGCUAGAUAUACGCUAGAGGUUAACCAAUGUAUGAAUUGUCGUUUUAUUUAUGGAUUCAGAGUAUCAGAAAGAGGUUUAGGGAGUUCAAGAGGGUUAACUUUGGAUCUGUUGCGACCCAUUCUCGUUUAUCACGUGACAGAGCUUACAAAAGUAACGAACGGAGAUGUAACCGCAAUGAAUACGGAUCAGAACAGAGGGUGGUUAGUAUCUAUUAUAAAAUACUAUCAAAUGUGCUAUUUGUAAUAAUUUCAAUCUAUCGGAGGCCUCUUUUCAAAUCUAGGUAUUUCCGCAUCUUCGUGCCCCAUCUGCCAUAACUGAAAGAACAAUAAGCUAACAAUUCACAAUAUGCAACAAGAACAUGCAACAUGGAUAGCCACAGGUACCAUAAUAACCACAACAGACACAUGUAGCCUCUGCGAUAUUGGAAACUGAAUAGCU
Babjeviella inositovora NRRL Y-12698 is the source of this 452-nucleotide messenger RNA. RefSeq lists its product as uncharacterized. The transcript has a single exon. The record is from RefSeq and is a predicted model, not a curated record. Lineage: Eukaryota; Fungi; Ascomycota; Pichiomycetes; Serinales. The coding region runs from base 41 to 328 and encodes 95 amino acids.